Postia placenta MAD-698-R-SB12 is the source of this 634-nucleotide messenger RNA. RefSeq lists its product as hypothetical. NCBI's taxonomy places the organism in Eukaryota, Fungi, Basidiomycota, Agaricomycetes, Polyporales, Adustoporiaceae. The transcript has a single exon. The record is from RefSeq and is a predicted model, not a curated record. Bases 221 to 379 code for a protein of 52 amino acids.
GGCGCGAAUGAAAAUAUAUAUUAGAUUUCAGUACACAUUCGUAGUAAUGCUGCUACUGCUGCAGGCGCGCACGACGGCCGAGUGCGUGCACGACAGCACGGGCAGCGUGUCCUGACCGAGUAUGGAAGACGGCGCGCACACGCAUCCCACCCCCGACGCUGCCCAUGGCGUGAACAUGACACAUCAAUUGGAAUAGAAUACGUACCAUAACCGCCACCAUAUGGCAGCUCCCGCUGGUUUCACCGCGCAGAUUGAUGUUACAGCACUCUGCCGUAAGACGGCGGUUCAUCCGAACAUUCGUUCAGCGGAUUCCACGCCUUUCCGCACCGUCGCGACCGCCAAGCCGGGUAUUUGCACCAGGCGUACUGAUGCGUUGUGAUCGCGCAGUGCUGUACGAGCAGAGCGGCUUGGUUUUGUGUCCGACACACGACAGCUCGGGAGGGCUCUCCCGUCUGACUUGUUUUGAUUGACAGACAGGCACCGUCAGCCCCUCCUGUGGUCGGGGUGUGCAAGUCCGUACCGCGAUCACGUCAGCGCGGUCUCGUCAUGCGUGCUGCUCGGUGCUGUUUGUAUCGCCAUUUGCCUUGUUUGCCUGACUGAUGGUGUCUGACCGGGUACGCAAUGUCAGUGCUGA